AAACGUCACCGCGCAAAGAGAGCAAAAGUUUUGAAAACAUUACACUUUUAUCUCCACGGUUCAAUUUGCAAGCAGAGGAAAAAAGGUUUUCACUACGCAUUUAAUGCGGAAUAUCGCGAAAUAGUUUGGAACUUAACCCCGCGUUCGUUCGGCGCUCGCAGUUUUACGUUUUCGUUUCCGAUUCGCCCCCCCAGCAAAGCUGGCCUCGCAAACUUGAGCAGGAGGAAAAGCUAUCCAAAAUGUCCGAGUCGUACGAUUAUCUGUUCAAGUUUCUCAUCAUCGGCCGAGCUGGAAGUGGAAAGUCGUGCCUGCUGCAUCACUUCAUCGAGAAUAAAUUCAAAGAGGACAGUUCGCACACGAUCGGGGUCGAGUUUGGCUCGCGCAUCGUCAACGUCGGCGGUAAAUCGAUCAAGCUGCAAAUCUGGGACACGGCCGGCCAGGAACGGUUCCGCUCGGUCACGCGGUCCUACUACCGUGGGGCAGCCGGCGCCCUGCUCGUGUACGAUUCCACCUCGCGGGACAGCUUCAACGUGCUGUCGAACUGGCUGAACGACGCCCGGACGCUGGCCUCGCAGAACAUUUGCAUCCUGUUGGUGGGCAACAAAAAGGACCUGGAGGAGGAGCGCGAGGUGACGUUCCUGGAGGCGAGCACGUUUGCGCAGGAGAACGAGCUGAUUUUUCUGGAGACGAGCGCCAGGACGGGGGAGAACGUGGAGGAGGCGUUCCUGAAGUGCUCGAAGACCAUUUUGGCGAAGAUUGAAACGGGCGAGCUGGAUCCGGAGCGGAUUGGAAGUGGCAUUCAGUACGGGGACACGUCGAUGCGGGGUGGAGGUGGUGGAGGUGGCACCGGGUUGGCUGGAGGCCGGGCGCAGAGCAGCGGAAGACGCCGAACGCCGGAUUGUGCCGGGGGGUGUCGUCCUUAGAGCGAGUCGCUGCUUCUGGAAUCUGUUGCUGUUUUUAUUCGGCGUACCAACAAACUUAGCAAAAAAGCAAAAAAAAACUUAGUGAUUGGGGGGUGAGUCACACAAAUACAAAAAACGAUUGUAUUGCACACGACUGUAUUUUUUUGUGUUUGGUAUUUAUUUAAAAUUAAUUCGCGACCAGAUUCGAGAAAGAGUCGACACGCAUUCGUCGUCGUUCGAGCGUUUACUUUUUCCAAACCAUUCUACUUUAUAUUCCUUUUAACUUAUGUUAGAGAGAUCUGCAAAAGAAAGCAAACAAAAUUGCUAAAACUGAAUUAGAGAAACACACCGGAACACAACAAUGUUCGCCACAAUCUCAAACAUGUGAUCGUUUAUGAUUCUGAGUUAGAUUUAUUCACAUUUAUGAUAAAUAUUCUUUUACACAACAAACACCAUAAUCAAAAGCAUAUUUUUUACCUUUU
Messenger RNA from Culex pipiens pallens (northern house mosquito), 1384 nucleotides. It is a transcript of the gene Rab4, whose product is annotated as ras-related protein Rab-4B. The record is from RefSeq and is a predicted model, not a curated record. Gene Ontology annotation, cellular component: endosome. Gene Ontology annotation, biological process: Rab protein signal transduction; regulation of endocytosis. The transcript is spliced from 3 exons. Lineage: Eukaryota; Metazoa; Arthropoda; Insecta; Diptera; Culicidae. Gene Ontology annotation, molecular function: GTPase activity; GTP binding. Bases 240 to 923 code for a protein of 227 amino acids.